GUGGUGCUGAACGCAUGUCAUGCGCCCAAAACUGACAAUAAAUUAAAUCGGAUCGAAUUUUAAACGGGCAUGUCUAUUUGACGCCGUUGAAAGGAACUUUUGACAAUAAAUUGAUCUUCCGUGGUUAGUUAAUUUUUUCGCGUAAUUUUGGACGUGAAUUAUUUUUGAAAUUUUGGAGUUUUUGUGGCGCGAGGUGGCGCUAGUGAGAACCAACAGGAUGUGGUCGAUCUGGCGAGUAUGGAGCGUGGCGGUGUGUAUAUGCGCCUGUUCAGUGGCCCAACGCAUAGACCAAGAGCCCAUUCUCUCCCCGCGGCCCGCGAGGGUACGCGAUCGCGACAUGAAGCCCGACGAGCCGACGUGCGACCAGUUGAAAGCUAUGUGGAGGUUCUCAAAGCGGCAAGCGCGGGCCCCAGAGAUUAUGAACGAGGUGAACACAUACCGCGACCCGCUCAUGUACAACGAGUGGCCGGUGUACACUGCGAUGCCGCGCGCUGCACCUAGAUUCAGAUAUCAGUACCCGUCCAUCCCGCGCGAAGCGUACGGACGGGUCAUCACGAAAGCACCGCCUAACGUCGUGCGCACACCAGACUAUGGCGAGAUGUUUGGCAUGUUGAAUGUACCACAUACGUCUGGCAAGAUACUGAGAUACUCUGGGCCUUCCCGACCUCGAGGAGGUCCCACGUUCAUGGUGCCUCCACAAAGGGACAGAUUCGAAGCACUGAAGAAAUUGAUUCGUGAGGAGCAUGUCCGUGAAUUGCAGCGAAAAUACGAGACAGAACAGAAGCAAGAACUCAAAGAGAUUGCGGCUGGACGCGGUAAUGAGGACUAUGUGUACGGCACUUAUGGCGAGCAGGAACCAAGGGGACUCCAGCCUUUAGAAUAUGCGGCCGAUGAGCCUGCUGCAAGACAUGGAAAGAAGCCACAAUCAGGCAAUCGCCAAGCGUCGCAGUUCUCGCGCUACUCCGACGUGAUGCUGCCGCCAGUUCGCCGCACGUUCUACCACCCCUACUUCGACUACCUCUCCGAGUACGCCCCCUACUACUGAACCACUUAGAACAGCCCAGAAAACGUCUCAGAACAAGCAGAACGAUCGAGAACAUUCCAUACGGGACACUCCCUUACGUACAAAACCUUCUCUGGCUUUAAAAACUCCAAUGUAUUAUUAUAAUUAUAGUUACGGAGCCGGUGGCAAAUUAU
Molecule: messenger RNA, 1197 nt
Organism: Maniola jurtina (meadow brown)
Lineage: Eukaryota; Metazoa; Arthropoda; Insecta; Lepidoptera; Nymphalidae
Exons: 8
Coding region: 218-1045 (275 amino acids)
Source: RefSeq, a predicted model, not a curated record